AAACUCCUUCUUUGAUAGAAUUCGGGUAUAAAAGACUGGUCGAACAGACAGUCAGCACCGCACUGCAGCUUAGAACAGCAAUGAGGUUCUUAAUUAUCUUGUCGGCUCUGGUAGCCUUAGGGGUCUACGGCAGCGUCAGCCAACAACAAGCUGCUAACCAGGAUCUCCUUAACAAACAGCAAGAUGUUAUCCAACUUCUGCAGCAGAUCUCACAGCCAAUCCCGAACCAGGAACUUCAAAAUCUUGGUGAAACCUAUGACAUUGAGAGCAACUCGCAUCAGUACAACAACCCGAUCAUAGUCAAGUAUUACGUGAGUGCUGUGAAAGCUGGUUUGGUUCAACCACAGGGCACAAUCCACAGCCAUGUAGUCAGCCAGCUUCGCAAAGAAGUUUCACUGCUCUACAGGAUUUUGUUGGGUGCUAAGGACUAUCUGACUUUCCUCAAGACUGCUGCGUGGGCUCGUCUUCACGUUAACGAAAUACAAUUUGUCAAGGCUUUGAUAGGUGCGGUGUUGACUCGCCCAGACACUAGAGGAGUCAUCCUUCCACCAAUUUAUGAAAUCUUGCCCCAGUACCAUUUGGAUGCUAGAGUCAUCCAAGAAGCCCAGAAUAUUGCCAUUCAAAGACUCCAGCAAGGAAACAAUCAGAACAUUGUCAUUCCUGUUAACCACUCCGCGCUCUUAUCUCAAGAAGAACAACGAGUCUCUUACUUUACUCAGGAUGUUGGUCUUGCUGCAUUCUAUGGCUAUGUCAGCCUCGUUGGAGGCAUCUUGUCAGAACAUCAACAACAGCAACAGCAACAACAGCCUCUAAAUCAGCAGCAGUAUCAACAACAGAUUGUAGGAAGAUAUUUGCAACAAGGAGUACAAAACGACCAACAAAGCGCCAAUGGUCUCGGAGCUCAAUAUCUGUUCCUUCACCAGCAACUCUUGGCUCUCUACGAGCUUAACCGUCUUUCGAACGGACUUGGCCCAGUCCCCGAAAUUAACUUAGAAAAUGUAAAUGCUCUCUACCAGCCACAUCUUCGUGGUCUCAAUGGACUUCAAUUGCCUGGCCGUCCAGAGAUCCUUCAACUCCAACCUCACAAAAAGGAGCUCAUCCAACAUGUUACGUCUCUGUUACAAAGACUGAAGGAUGCUAUUGACUCUGGCAACGUGAUCACCCCACAAGGCAAUUUCCUUUCUCUGUACCAACCACAUGGUAGGAAUAUUCUUGGUGACUUGAUCCAAGGAUCUGGCAGAAGCAUCAAUCCAAGGUACUACGGAAGCCUCGAAGUUGCUGCUCGCAAACUCCUUGGAAAUGCUCCCGAGGUUCAGAACAUUUGGGAUUACACACCAUCGGUUCUUGAAAUUAAGCAAAGCAGUGUUUAUGACCCAGCCUUCUACCAAUUGUUCAAAAAAGUCAUAAACCUUUACCAACGAUACCAACAGUCUUUGCCUGUCUACCAACAGAGCGACCUUAUUCUUCCUGGUGUUACUAUUCAGAAAGUUGAUGUUAGCCAAUUGGUCACUCUCUUCAACGACUACCACAUCGAGCUUGAUUCCAUUGUUCGUCAACAACAACAGCAGCACCAACAACAGCAGCAGCAACAGCAGCAGCAGCAGCAGCAGCAGCAACAUCAGCAACAGCAACAGCAACAGCAACAACAACAGGGACAAAUUAGGGCUUACCUCAAGAGAUUGGAUCAUCAACCGUACCAAUACAGAAUCGUUGUUCAGAGCGAACAAAAUGUACCAAGAGCAGUUGUCCGUAUUUUCCUUGGACCCAAACACGAUCACCAUGGCAGACCCAUUAGUAUUUCUCAAAACCAACAUCUGUUUGUUCAACUUGAUCAGUUCAUCCAGAAUCUCCAAGCUGGCCAAAACGUUAUUAUUAGGAACUCCCAGCAAGCUUCUGGACAGAGCGCUGACUUACCAUCCACUUCUCAAAUUGUACAAGGCGUCAAUGCUGCUAUCCGAUCUCAGCAUCCAUUCUUCAUUACUCAGCCACACCAUAUCUACAGCUUCCCUGCUAGAUUGUCUCUUCCCAGAGGUCUGCCACAGGGUCUUCCGCUUCAGCUCCUCGUUGUGAUUUCUUCUUCAAACCCACUUAACAUGCCACACGGACCAGUAGUCCCUGAACAAGAGCUGACUUAUCAAGCCCAUCAGUUCCAAAUUGUAAACACUGAACAAUACCAACAAUUGAACCAACAAGGACAAGUUUCGCAACUGGGCGGCGGGUUACAACAAAACGUUGAGGUCCUUCCUGAAGGUUCACUCAAUGCUCAACAACAAAUUGAAGCCAUCAGGCUCCAGAAUGCUCAUAUUCAUACCAAAUACCACGGACACUCCAACAUGCAACUCCAGAAUCCUAUUGGCCAAGGACAAAACAUGGGGAUCCAAGGAAUUGGAGUUGUUAAUGCUGGAGGUUCUUCUUCUGGUAUCCAGUCCUGGGGAUCAGGAUUGUCUGGUAUCUCAGUUCAGAACCAACAACAAAUGCAACAACAAGCUCAACAAGUCCAACAACAGAUACAGGCAGCAGUUCAACAAGGACAAAAGAACCUGAGUGGUCAAAUCUGGAACGCACAACAGCAACAUUCGCAUGGACAACAUGUUAACUGGUCUCCAUCCAACAGUGCUCAAUCUGUUAGCCAGUCUUCUCAACAAGGUUUGUCUGGUCUGACUGGUGCACAAGGUUUGUCUGGUCUGAUUGGUGCACAAGGUGUCCAAGGUGUACAAGGUGUUCAGCAAGGUGUCAAAGGUGUACAAGGUGUUCAGCAAGGUAUCCAAGGUGUACAAGGUGUCCAAGGUGUACAAGGUGUACAAGGUGUUCAGCAAGGUGUCCAAGGUGUACAAGGUGUUCAGCAAGGUGUCCAAGGUGUACAAGGUGUACAAGGUGCUCAGCAAGGUGUCCAAGGUGUCCAAGGUGUACAAGGUGUUCAGCAAGGACUCCAGGGUAUACAACAAGGAGGAAUCCAAGGAUUAGGACAAGGUAUUCUGCAAGGAGGAUUAUUACAGUCACACCAACAAGGUGUACAAGGAGUUCAAAGCCAAGGUGGAGUGUCAGGAAGUAACAUCGUUGCCAGCGGACAACAACACGCUGGUGGCUUCCAAGGAGUUUACGCAGAGUCGCACACUCUUCAGGACCCGUCUGUCAUCGAGUACUACCAGAACAGACCAAUCUCUGAAAUCAUCGGUGGUGCCAUCUCCCUCGAUGGUAAACCUCUCGGCUUCCCUCUGGAAAGACCAUUAUCUUCUGGUGCUCUCAGCGUUCCCAACAUUUUCGUGAAAGACGUCCUCGUCUUCCACCAUGGUCAACCCACAAACGACAUCACCCAGCCAUAAAAGUUCCUAAGGCGAAGCGCGCCGUGUUAGAAGUCGUAUGAGAAUGAUUUAUACGAUUUAUCAAGGAUGUUGUUAAUGUUAAUAAUUGAAGAAAA
Messenger RNA from Frieseomelitta varia, 3418 nucleotides. RefSeq names its product acidic juvenile hormone-suppressible protein 1-like (gene Hex110). The record is from RefSeq and is a predicted model, not a curated record. Bases 81 to 3323 code for a protein of 1080 amino acids. The transcript has 8 exons. NCBI's taxonomy places the organism in Eukaryota, Metazoa, Arthropoda, Insecta, Hymenoptera, Apidae.